Aethina tumida (small hive beetle) is the source of this 735-nucleotide messenger RNA. Its product is annotated as histidine-rich glycoprotein-like. The coding region runs from base 1 to 735 and encodes 244 amino acids. The transcript has a single exon. The record is from RefSeq and is a predicted model, not a curated record. NCBI's taxonomy places the organism in Eukaryota, Metazoa, Arthropoda, Insecta, Coleoptera, Nitidulidae.
AUGCGAAUUCUAAUACUUUGUGCCAGUGUAUGUUUGCUGGUGGCCAUUUGCCACAGUAGGCAAAUCGAACACGAGGAGCAGUACGACUUGGAAAUAGCUGAAUCGAAACACUCCAGCCAUCACGAAUCGGGUGGCGGAAGCGAGCACCACGGCGACCACCACAGCAGUCACGGCGGCAAAGGCGACAAGGGUUACAAAUCUGUACAUCACCACGAUAAAGGGGGACACGGAAAGCACGGCAAGCACCACCACGCCAGCCACUACGGAGAGAAGGGUGGUCACCACAAAGGCCACCACGAAUCCGGCGGUCAUUACGGUGAGCAUCAUUCCUCUGGUCACAAACACAAAUCGGGCAAACACGGAGGGAAAAAGGGACACAAGAAAGGACAGAAGACUACCGGGUUCCAUCACAAAUCCCACAAGGAUGAGUACCACAAGAACCACAAGUUCUACGACGAUCAUCAUGUAGGCGGUCAUCAUUCUAAACACGGCAGUUUCCACGGCCAUCACGGUGGCAAAUCGGGUCAUCACAAGAAGGGAGGCAGCCACAAGAGCGGCUACCACGACGACCACUUCGGAAAGUCCGGACAUUCGGACAAGGGCCACUACGACGAAGAUCACAAGGGGUACAAGGGACACGGUGGUCACGAGAGUCAUCACUCCCAUCAUUCCGACUAUGGAAAGAAAGGCGGUCAUUCCGGCGGCGAGGAGCACGGUUUCAGCGAGAAACAUUAG